AUACAAUAUUACCGCAUUUUGUCUUUUCCAGCCCCGCGGCCACAUGACGACGUACGAGAGGGGCCAAGACACUGGCAAAGGCCCCGGCAAAGGCACGCCGGCCGACAACCGUUCCGCUGCCAUGGCUCUCCCCAACAUGCCGAAAGCCUCGCUGCCGUCUGCUGAAGACUCAAGGGACGAGAAGCGCCACUCGGUGUCCCCCACUCUGACCGGCUCGCCGCCUUUCAUCGCCACAACGAUGUUUGGCUCGCCCUCGUUCAAGCCGGUCAUUUCGCCCCCCGGCAGCCCAUCUGAGGGCACUAUUCCACGGCUCACCAGCCCGCCGCCAUCCACCAUGGACCAGGCCGACCCGUCUCAAGGGCGGCAGCUGCGGCCGAGGCCACACACAGCGGGCAAGAGUUUGCCGACCUACCGUCUCAGCGGCACAGCCCUGUCCCCCAAGAAGCAGUCAGGACAGCAGCAGGGGCGGGGCAAGGGGGGCAUGAGGCUGGGCAAGGGCGGGAAGGGCAGCAAGAGCCCUCCCAAGCAGAAACAGCGGCUGGCGAUGCUGAUGGCCCGACGCAAGGCACUCAUGCGCAAACCGUAAGCAGCAAGUCCAGCCAGUGCGGCAUACAUUCCUCUCCUUGUCUGUGUGUGCACUGUUUUGGUCAUGUAGGCACGUGAUGUUGAAUCUGGCCAUCUCCUCUCCGCCCCGAACACCGCAGCACGACCAGUCCAAGGCACUCAUCACCCGGAGCACACACAAGAUGAAGCGUAUCUCGGCCGUGCACCAGGAGAACAAGCCCGUCGGUGACCACCACUCGACGGACAACAAAAAGUUCGACAUCUUCCGCCCGUGCCAUUUUGGCUUCGGUUGGGAUGAGAGGACUGGGUACCCCAUCCUGCCUGCACUGGAGGUGAAGGUCUGGAGUAGCUCUCCAGCCUCCUCGACACCCGAUCGAUGGCUCACCUUCCGGCCAGAGUACCUUUUCGGAGACCUCACGAAGAAAGCACGGGGGAAGGGGGGAGACAAGGGCGGCGAAGGCAAGACCGCAUAUGGCGGAUCGCAGGAACAGGAGAGCUCGGGGAUCGCUGCGGGGAAGAAGCAGGGAGAGGGGCAGGAAUUGAAGGGGCCUGCCGAAGAGGAGAUAACGGCCAUGACCCAUGACACGGACAUCAAACACGAAGAUGGAUAGAUAGAUAGACUUGAUGGAGGGGGAGAGGGGGGAUCGGGGGGCAUGGCACACACGGAUAGAUGGAUGGGUGGGUGCGGAUGGACGAGACAGACAUGUUUUCUUUUGUCUCCUUGGGUGGGGGACACAGAGAGAGAGAGAUAGACAGAGGGAGGAACGUACAAUG
Messenger RNA from Vitrella brassicaformis, 1338 nucleotides. The record is from the annotation of a GenBank genome assembly. NCBI's taxonomy places the organism in Eukaryota, Vitrellaceae.